Molecule: messenger RNA, 293 nt
Organism: Pollicipes pollicipes
Lineage: Eukaryota; Metazoa; Arthropoda; Thecostraca; Pollicipedomorpha; Pollicipedidae
Product: U2 snRNP-associated SURP motif-containing protein
Cellular component (GO): nucleus
Molecular function (GO): RNA binding
Source: RefSeq, a predicted model, not a curated record
CCACAAGAAGCCGGAGCCGAGUCGAAGCGCAACAAGCUGCUCUCAGCGUCGCAGCGGGUGCGGUUCGAGUCCCAGCUGCGGCACAUCGCGCCCGAGCGGGACGUCAUCGCCGAGAUCAUGGUCUGGUGCCUGGACCACGCCGACAGCGCCGAGGAGAUCUGCCUCUGCAUCACCGAGGCGCUCUCCACCGCCAGCAGCCGGCUCACGUCCAAGAUCUCGCGUCUGUACCUGGUCUCCGACAUUCUGCACAACUGCACGGUUAAGGUGGCCAACGCCUCCAAGUUCCGCAAAUG